Molecule: messenger RNA, 2471 nt
Organism: Hippopotamus amphibius kiboko
Lineage: Eukaryota; Metazoa; Chordata; Mammalia; Artiodactyla; Hippopotamidae
Product: zinc finger protein 850-like
Exons: 4
Source: RefSeq, a predicted model, not a curated record
AUGAAGAUUCUUAGUAUUUGGUAUACACUUUAAUUAGAUCAAAGUCCUAUUAUGUGCAGUAGAGGUUUUUCUUAUUUGUUUGGUAAAUAUUUUAUAAAGAUUCUGACCUUUUCCUUUAAUAAGUAAGAAAAAAAAAAGAGAAGGGAGGAGCUCCUAUUUAAGGGUUUAUUGUAAGCAGUAAUUAGCAUGUCAGAUGUUCACUAUACAAUUAUUGCAACUUUCUGUAUGUUUGAAAAUUUCCACAAUAAAAAUAUUGGUAAGUCAUGGAUGAUCAUUAAAAUAAACAGUAAUUUGCCAGCCCUACAGGUUGUUGUGUGUUUUUCUACUCUAUUUCAUUUAUUUAGGAAACUAUAAAUAAAUGUGUUUUGUUCACUCCUAGCCCUAGCCGUGGGAUAAUGGGAAUGUCUCAUUGUAUGAAGGAGGUUUCUCUACAGCGAUACCAGUAUUCAAGAAGAUGGAGGGGUUGGUGAUGUUCAGGGAUGUGGCUGUAGACUUCUCUCGGGAGGAGUGGGAGUACCUGGACUCUACUCAGAGGGAUUUAUAUAGAGAUGUAAUGAUGGAGAAUUACAGCAACCUAGUCUUACUAGGAGUCUCUAUUCCUAAACCAGAUGUGAUUUUCUUAUCGGAGCAAGGGGAAGAACCCUGGAUGGUUUCAAGGAAUGUGGCGGGAGGAUGGUGCCCAGAAUUUUUAUUUCUCCCCAAAGAGGAAACACCACGUGUUUACUUUCUGGUUAUCUUUCAGACUUGGAGUUCAGAUGCAAAACCAAGGAAUUGUGUCUGCAAAAAGAAAUCUAUGAAGUAACAUCAUCCCAGUGGAUGAUGACUGAAACAAAUCAUAUUCCUGUGGGCUCCGGUAUCAGAGAUGUCUGGGAAUGCAAAGGCCAGUUUAAGAGGCGACAGAUAAAUCAGGAGGGAUAUCUGGGGCAAGCAUUAAUGACUUACGAAAAAAUGCCAACUUUCAGCCUACAAACAUCUCUUACUCUACACCAGCAAAUUUAUCCUGGAGAGAAAUUCUAUAGAUUCAAAGAAUGUGGGAAGGCCUUUAUUUAUGGCUCAGGACUUAUGGGACAGCAAAGAAUUCAUAUUGGUGAGAAAGCCUAUAAAUGUAAGGAGUGUGAGAAGGUCUUUAGUCAUUUUUCCUAUCUUACUGAACAUCAGAGAAUUCACACUGGUGAGAAACACUACGAAUGUAAGGAAUGUGGAAAAGCCUUCAUUCGUGGUUCACAUCUUAUUCAACAUCAGAGAAUUCAUACAGAUGAGAAACCCUAUGAAUGUCAAGAAUGUGGGAAGGCCUUUAGACAAUCUGCACAUCUUACUUGACACCAAAGAAUUCAUACUGGUGACAAACCUUAUAAAUGUAAGGAAUGUGGGAAAGCUUUUAUUUGUGGCUCAGAACUCACUCGACAUCAGAGAAUUCAUACUGGUGAGAAACCCUAUGGUUGUAAGGAAUGUGGGAAGGCCUUUAGACUGAGUUCACAACUUGGUCAACAUCAGCGACUUCAUACUGGUGAGAAACCUUAUCAAUGUAGGGAAUGUGGGAAGGCCUUUCUUCGUGGCUCACAACUUACUGAACACCAGAGAAUUCAUCCUGGUAUGAAACACUAUGAAUGUAAAGAAUGUGGGAAGGCCUUUAUCUGUGGUUCCCAACUUUUCCAACAUCAUCAAAUUCAUACUGGUGAGAAAUCCUAUGAAUGUAAACAAUGUGGGAAAGCCUUUAUUUGUGCCUCACAAUGUACUCAACAUCAGCGAAUUCAUACUGCCAAGAAGCCCUAUAAUUGCAAAGAAUGUGGAAAAGCCUUUAUCUGCGGCUCAGAACUUGCCCGACAUCAUAGCAUUCAUACUGGUGAGAAACCCUAUGAAUGUAAGGAAUGUGGGAAGGCCUUUAGACAGACUGCACACCUUGCUCAACAUCAGAGAAUUCACACUCUAACAUAAUUUUGCCAUUCAUUUGUCAUAGAGCAUCAGAUUUCAUGCUGGAAUAAAAUACAGUGGAUAUGGCAGUUCCUUUUACCUAGUAUUCAGUUUAUUCAGAACCAGAAAAUUUGAUACUGAGAAAAAUUGACAAUGAAUGUAGAAGAGUUUUCUGUCAUGACCCAAACCUUAUGAAAAUUCUACAGAUUCACCCUAGGGAAUGUAGUGAAUGAGAAAAGGCUACCAUUUGCUAUUUAUAUGAUGUGAGGCAAAUUGACUUCUCUUGCUUAAAUUUACUAAUGGGUAAACUGUUGAUAGUAAUAGUAUUUGUAAUAAGGAGUCUGACUCUAGUCUUGAUGUUUGGCCACUGAUUUCUUUUAAGCCUCAUCUUCCCUAUCCACUUUGGCCCCACAUCUGGAAAGGCUGACAGGAAAGCCUGUGUAUCCCUCAUCCUUUGGGGCCAGUGGGAAAUUUAAAUUUUGCAAAUUCCAGCCUACAUCCAUCCAGUCCCACCCACUGUCUAAAAGCCAACCUAUUCUCUCUUGCCUUAUUCAAGCCAC